Messenger RNA from Leptonychotes weddellii (Weddell seal), 864 nucleotides. Lineage: Eukaryota; Metazoa; Chordata; Mammalia; Carnivora; Phocidae. The record is from RefSeq and is a predicted model, not a curated record.
UGCAGGGAAAUUUGCCUAAAUAUUCUCAUAACUCCCUGGUGGUUCAGGCAAUAAAGACAAACCUAACAGACCCAGACAUACAUGUGCUUUUCUUUGAUGUGGAAGCGUUGAUUAUUCAACUCUUGACUGAAGAAGCCUCUAGGCCAAAUACUGCGCUUAUUUCCCCAGAGAAUUUGCAAAAAGCAUCUGGCAGUUCAGACAAAGGGGGCUCUUUUCUAACUGGAAAACGAGCAGCAGUUCUCUUCCAACAAGUGAAAGAAACUAUCAAAGAGAACAUAAAGGAACAUCUCCUGGAUGAUGAAGAGGAGGACGAGGAGAUGAUGAGGCAGAGAAGAGAAGAGAGCGAUCCAGAGUAUCGGGCCAGCAAAUCUAAGCCAUUGACCCUAUUAGAAUAUAAUUUAACGAUGGACACUGCAAAAUUGUUCAUGUCAUGUCUUCAUGCCUGGGGUUUAAAUGAAGUUCUGGAUGAAGUUUGUCUUGAUCGCCUUGGAAUGCUGAAACCGCACUGCACAGUAUCUUUCGGUCUCCUAUCGAGAGGAGGUCAUAUGUCCCUGAUGCUUCCUGGUUAUAAUCAGCCUGCUCGGAAGCUGUCGCAUGGGAAAGCAGAAGUAGGAAGGAAGCUGCCAGCAACCGAGAGCGUUGGAAGGGGAACUUACGGAGUGUCCCGAGCCGUCACCACACAGCAUCUCCUGUCUAUCAUAUCUUUGGCAAAUACAUUAAUGAGUAUGACCAACGCAACUUUUAUUGGUGAUCAUAUGAAGAAGGCUCCUACCAGGCCACCUCGACCAAGCACCCCAGACCUUUCUAAGGCAAGGGGUUCCCCUCCAACUUCCAGUAAUGUUGUGCAAGGACAGAUUAAACAAG